Molecule: messenger RNA, 1560 nt
Organism: Spodoptera litura
Lineage: Eukaryota; Metazoa; Arthropoda; Insecta; Lepidoptera; Noctuidae
Gene: eIF4AIII
Product: eukaryotic initiation factor 4A-III
Molecular function (GO): RNA helicase activity; nucleic acid binding; ATP binding
Source: RefSeq, a predicted model, not a curated record
GCAGCAGGGAACAUUCGUUUGUCGAUGGCGUAUCGGACUGCAUUCGUUUCGAUUCUUGUUUUCUUGAGGCAAUGAAUAUGGUCUGAUUUCUAACCUCAUUGAAAUCCAUAAUAUUUUGGUGUUUAAAAAAUACGUGUGUUGUAAAAGUAUCAUCGUUUGUGACCUGUAAAACUAAAUAAAGCAAGAUGACUUCAUCGGAGGUUUCUUACAAUCGCAAAAUAAUAACGGAAGAUUUGUCGAAUGUCGAGUUUGAUACCAGUGAAGAUGUGGAAGUUAUACCAACUUUCGAUUCAAUGGGCUUACGAGAUGAGUUGCUACGAGGAAUCUACACCUAUGGUUUCGAGAAGCCGUCUGCAAUUCAGCAAAGAAGUAUAUUGCCAAUCGUGAAAGGAAGAGAUGUGAUAGCCCAAGCUCAGUCUGGUACAGGCAAAACAGCCACAUUCUCAAUUUCCAUUCUGCAAUCCCUGGACACGACUUUACGUGAAACCCAAGUCCUGGUGUUGUCGCCAACUCGGGAGUUGGCUACUCAGAUCCAAAAAGUGAUACUUGCUUUGGGUGACUUCAUGAAUGUUCAGUGUCACGCUUGUAUCGGAGGCACGAAUCUUGGAGAAGAUAUCAGAAAGCUGGACUAUGGACAGCAUGUUGUCUCAGGAACACCAGGACGAGUUUUUGAUAUGAUUCGCCGACGCGUACUAAGAACCCGUUCGAUCAAGAUGCUGGUCCUUGAUGAAGCUGACGAGAUGUUGAACAAGGGGUUCAAAGAGCAGAUCUAUGAUGUAUACCGCUAUUUGCCACCUGCAACUCAAGUAGUUCUUAUUUCUGCCACAUUGCCCCAUGAAAUUUUGGAAAUGACCUCGAAGUUCAUGACAGAUCCUAUCAGAAUCCUGGUCAAACGUGAUGAGUUGACACUAGAAGGAAUCAAGCAAUUCUUCGUAGCAGUAGAACGUGAGGAAUGGAAGUUUGACACCCUCUGUGAUCUUUAUGAUACCUUAACAAUCACUCAGGCAGUGAUCUUCUGCAACACAAAGAGAAAGGUGGACUGGCUCACACAAAAGAUGCAGGAAGCUAACUUCACAGUCAGCUCAAUGCACGGAGACAUGCCUCAAAAAGAAAGAGAUAACAUUAUGAAGGAGUUCCGUUCUGGUCAAAGCCGUGUACUCAUCACAACUGAUGUUUGGGCGCGAGGUAUCGAUGUGCAACAAGUGUCCCUAGUCAUCAACUACGAUUUGCCAAACAACCGUGAGCUGUACAUCCACAGGAUCGGCAGAUCAGGACGAUUUGGACGCAAAGGUGUGGCCAUCAACUUUGUCAAAUCUGAUGAUAUCAGGAUUCUUAGAGAUAUUGAACAGUACUACUCCACUCAAAUUGAUGAGAUGCCAAUGAAUGUGGCUGAUUUAAUAUAAAUAUAUAAACAUUACUCUAUUGCCUACCAUCUUUUGUAACCCAGUCUUCUGGUUGGACGCACCAUGGUGAAGGAUUUAACAGCACCCAACUCACCUUUGUAAGCUAUUUAGAUGUAUUUCGAUAUAAUGUCUUAAUAAAAAUUUAAAGUAACAUUAA